UGUGCCGCUGUUCUCACGGCUAGUCCAGAUCAUCCCUCCCGACCUGGCCCCUGCGUUGCUGGAGCACCACCGACACCUCGUAUCCAGCGAUGUGUCCAGCACGUAUCCAGCACCAGAAUCCAUCAUUAGGCCCGCACACCUCAUGAUGCCUCAAGCCGGCCCUGAUGUCGAGGACAUCAAGACGCUCACCGUGUCCAACUCAUCCACGAAGAACGGCGUCUUCAGCCUGGCCCAGGAGAGCCUCAACAAGGGCGUGUCUGUCACCCCCAUCCUGGGAAUACUUUACGUGUCGGAUGUGGAUCUUCUUCAGGAGGCUCUUGACGGAACCAACAGAGAGAAAGAGCCGCUGUUCAUUGAGCUUCUUCGUCGGGACGUCGCCCUCAGGACCUCACCCCCCGACAGGAGCGACCUCAACGACACUUUCAGUGAUGGUGUCGAGCGCUUCGAGGUUCUGCUGUGGUGGAGUCGCAGCCUCAGCCCAUGCCUGGACCAGGGAGCGCCAUUCCCUCCCACUCCCGAGAACCUGCCGGCACCCAGCAACCUGCAGACCUGCUCGUCCAUCACCUACAGCGACCUGUGCGAGAGCACCUGCGGACUGGCCACUGCCGCCUCAGGCACGGGCACGUGUCAGUGGCGCGCGUACGAAGGCACUGGCACGAGCGUGCGCUACGCCACGUGCUCGCCUGACCUGACCACGUGUCCGGACGGCCUCUGCGACGAGCUCGAGCAACUCCACUUCAAGAUCUGUCCACAGGACUGCGUCCUGGCAUCACGAGUCAGGGGACAAUACCACGAGCUCAACAGAGGGGGAGUGGGCAUAGCACGAGGGUUGGGGGUGUGCUCGUGCGACGACCACUGCACCUGCUUCCCCGCCGAGGAGACGGCGCCCGUCGGCCGCAACAAAGGGCGCCACGACUCCCGCACACCCGUCACGACCUCACAAGAGGAAGCAGUUGCUGAUCCUAUUCCCCAGCCCUGUCACCUCCACGAUUGCUUCAAGCUCUCCGGAGCUGUUCCAGGAGAGUGCGACACGAUAUGUCAGACUGGACUGGCAUGCCUGGUAUUGCUCGUUGUUGGCAUCGCCAUCGCUUACUUCAUCUGCCUACAGCGUAAGAAGAACAGCUGUAACGGCAAGCACAAAUCAGGCAGCCUGACUCUGGGAGCGCUGGCCCCCGACUUCAUGGAGGAGCGGCCGUCGGGAGCGAGUACCUCUCAUGGCGAGGCCCACACAACGGCACUUCAUGCAGUCAACGGCACUCCAGGGGCACGGCCAAGCUCCGUUGUCACCUCCACCAGCGCCCAUGCCAUCAUGGCAGAGUUCUUGCCCGUCGGCGCCCUUAGCGUGGACGUGGCAUGGGAGUUUCCGCGGUCGCAGCUAACGCUGGAGGAGACGUUGGGUGAGGGCGAGUUCGGCAAGGUGAUGAAGGGACGAGCGCUCGACAUCGCUGGCCGUCCUGGAAGCACGACGGUGGCCGUAAAGAUGCUGAAGCAGAACAGCACCCCUUCCGAACUGGGCGACCUGCUGUCAGAGUACAGCCUCCUGAAGGACGUCAACCACCCGAACGUGGUGAAGCUGCUGGGUGCUUGCACCAGCAGGGGAGGCCCCAUCUACCUCAUCAUCGAGUACUGCAAAUACGGCGCUCUUAGGAACUUCUUGCGGCGGUCUCGACACUACGAGUUCGAGGAGGGCGUGGGAGCCGCGCAGGACGCUGGCCAAGAUCUCACGGUGACGCCACGAGACCUGCUCUCCUUCGCUUGGCAGAUCUGCAAGGGCAUGACGUACCUCGCCAGCCUCAAGCUGGUGCAUCGAGACCUGGCGGCCCGGAACGUGCUGCUCGACGCCGACAGAGUUUGUAAAAUUUCUGACUUCGGCCUCACGAGGGACAUAUACGAGGACGAUCUCUACUUCAAGAAAAGCAAGAGUCGAGUUCCCGUAAAGUGGAUGGCUCCCGAGUCUCUGAUCGACCACGUUUACACCACCAAGAGUGACGUGUGGGGCUUUGGCGUGCUUCUGUGGGAGCUCGUCAACCUCGGCUCAACUCCUUACCCGGGAGUCUCACUGGAAUCCCUCUAUGACCUCCUGAAAGGGGGCUACAGAAUGGAGCGCCCUCACAACUGCUCUCAAGAACUGUACGAGGUGAUGCUAUUUUGCUGGGAUGCCGACCCGCACCGACGACCGGACUUCCGGCAGCUCACGGAGAUCUUCGAGGCGAUGAUCACAGCCAGCGUGGAGUACCUUGAGGUCAGGAGUCUCAUGGUCACCAACAGGACCUACUUCGGCGGCUCAGUUGUGCCAGCUCCCCAUCAGUUUCGGGAUGAUGGGUCCCACUCUCAGGGCUCCUGGCAGACUCUCAACUUCGACAUAUCUGAGGAAGGCUCAAGUUCGAGGCCGAUUGAAGCGGCGCGGGAUGAGUCGUAUCUAAGGGCUCGUAGCAGUCAUCCUUCCUUUGAGGAAGCCGGGGAUCUACUCAUACCCUCUACCCCCGCACAACUCAGCCCCCAAUGUCCCCAAAACGUCAGCGUUACUACACACAAUACACACAAUCCUGUUCUAAGUGACUCAAGCACCUCACGACAUCUACACCAUAACCACAGAGGCGUGCCCCACAGCAGAACUUCCAAUCACUCUGGAACAAGUGGGGCUUCUCCAUCCUCAGCCUAUCAGCCCCCCAACCGAUCAAUGCAGCCCCAGCAGUGGGGUCAUGAUAUGAUAACCUUCGAUGGGAGCAGACCGCACGCUGACGUCCACAACCCUGUCUAUCUCCCCUCGGGGGAUGAGCAUCAACUCUCCUCUUCCGAUGGUCGUCGCCUCUCCUCGUCUGAUCAUCGCCGCCUAUCGUCCAUCGACGAUCGUCGUCUAUCGUCAGGCAAUUCGUCUGUGGCAGAGCGUCGCCUGUCAUCAGGAGAUGAACGCUGUUCGUCGUCAACGGGCGCGCAAGUUGACGAACGGCGACUGCCGUGCUUAUCGCCCGUGUCCCAGUCGUCUGUGGUUAACGGUAGACGCUAUAGCGGCCACAGUGACACUAACAGCAGCAACAGCAACACAUACAGCAACAAGAGCAGUGUUGACACCAAUCAUUACACUAACGUACCCUGCGGCACAUCACCACUCCCGCCCGUGCCCGUCAUACACUACUCAACACUGGCUAAUGGGCCAGAUGAAGAGGAGUAUGUGCAGGAGGCGUGUCGCAGCGAGGGGGACUCCGACAGCGGCAGGGGCCCUGACUCAGGGUACGUGACGGAGGAGACUCGUCGUCCAGCCUCGUCGUCCUCGUUGCCGUCCCCUCUACCGCCCAUCACCCACACGCCGUCCACCACACAUGGUAUCCCCUCAACCUCUGUGACACGUCCCAGCGUUCCUACGAGCUCUCCUGCGGCUUGUAAGACCAAACGAGGCUUCUACGCUGCCGUCGCUCCUCAUGAAGACGAAGAAGAUACGUCUGAAGAGCUCGAAGAGCGCCAUGAGCUUUUAGUUGACGAGCACAUCGUCUUGGGGUCACGACGAAGAAGUUUAUCCCCCGCUGUUGUCAACAAAAGAGGGAAGAGUCCCUCUGGCAGCACGGGCAGCAGUCGCAGGACUCCUGUCGUAGUAUAAAAUUGUGCACUCAUCAAUUUGUUACAUCAUGAUUCUUUAAUCCUCUUCAUCACCAAAUACUUGAACUUUAUCAUCAUAGGCAUAAGGACCAGAUAACUUCUCACCCACUCGGAGAAAACCAAAUCUUGACGCUGCUGCAUUCGACUUACGACUUUUGAUAUUCUCAGGCUGCAUUUGCCUCUCGUGUAAAAUGUACUGCGUCGUGUCAAAAUCAGGGCUUUGUUAACCCUCAAGCUCAACGGAAAAAUCAGCAUCUGUACAUAGUAUGCAUUAAAAUGUAUACUUCCUAGAUGACUUCCGACAAGCAGGAAUUGGAAUCGCGCUUACGUGCUGCAUUCAAGCGCUUCGAUUCUUCUGAGAAGAAUUUUAUAAAGUCGUUUGCAGCAGAGCGGUGAGCCUUUAGCGAGAAUGUUCAUGAAUUUGUCUAACUGAUAAUCUAAACUUUUCUCGCUUCCCAUUCAGGCACGCAGUGUUAGGGUCAAUCAUAAUUGUAGCGUAUUAGUGUGUAGUUCACUGUUAGAAGUGUUCGCGUAUGAAAGCGCGCUGUUCGUGCGAGACGUCGCUCCGUCUUCACUGUCAAGUCAAUCGGCCAUUGCUAUGGUAAUUGUUUCUAUUGCACCUCGAUGAUCCCAUGCAAGGAAUUUCUCCGCCGUCUUGAUGAUCUAUUCGUACUGUGUAUCACAGGUGAUCUAAGUUCGUCUCUACUUGGUCUCAGACGUCUACCUUGGAGUGAAUGCGAAGCUUAUUUGUAAAGUACAGACGGAACUUGCAGUUUCCGGCUCUGAAUCUCCGAAACGACUCAUCAAACUUGCUGGACAUCUGAGACCAAGUAAAUGCGGUUUGAUGGAUUCGUGUCCGUAAUACCCGUAAUUAGUAAGAGUGGGUAGCCUCACUUGAUAUUCGGCGUGUAUAAGAGUGGCCUUUGUAGAGGCUAUAUGGGGCCGUCGCAUUGUAAUCUCUCUGGCAACAUGAAUGUAACUUCCACUUGCAAUUUCUGUAGGAACGCGCCCGCUUGCUUUCUUCGAACAGCUAAAUUCAUUUGACAUAUUCUCUUUUUUAAAUUAUUUCAAAAUCGGUGGGAAUGGGAAAAUGCUUCUAAAUUACUGAAGCAUUAGUCAAUUACUGAAGUCGAAAAACUUGGUUAACUUCAUCUAGUUGCGUUUCUGGAAGAUCAGUAUAGGCACUUAUAUAGAAAGAGUUUUUAGGCAAUGUACGGAUAAUGUUGAAAUGGUACCUGUUCAUAAACUCUAUACAUAUUACGUGUUAAUACUUAACAAUGAUAUAUGAGAGAAUAAUAGCAGAAUAAAUAAGUAAAAGUUCUAGUCUGAGUAGCGUUGUGCGUUUCGCUCCUCUAAUUGUUAAUUGACUGUUAAAGAAAUAUUUUAUGUUGUUUGUUAUUGUUCCUCAGUUUAUGGAGUCAUAUCUCUUUUAAUAGUCCUUGAACUACUAUUAGACUAACAUUCCUUUAUAUGCCAUGCAUGUAAAAAUUAUUCAUGAAUUAAGUUAUUGUGACAAGUGGGGGUUAAAUAAUUUUCAUAAGAUAACAUCUAGUCCGUAAACGAAUGUACGUAAAUCACUGAUAUUGGGUAACAUUCACCAGGUGAAAGAAUGUAAAUUACUACUGACAUCAGAUAACAUUUACAAGGUACAUGACUGGUUGGAUGUUUAUCACUGACACGAUCCAUGAAAACAGAAAUUUUAAGUAUGGGUUCGUCAUUUACCUGCAUCAUUUUGAGCAGCCAACUAAAUUUAUGCAUGUACUUGUUUGUUUCCAAUAUCAGAGUAAUUAACUAGACUUUUUUUCUUUAGCCGUACCAAAAUUUUUCCAAGUAAAUAUUGCGCAAAUAAAUUUCAUGUUCGAGUGAAUGAAAUGCAUGGUGUUUGAAGCAAUCUCAUUGGCCAGCUCUAGGUAUGUGUAAAGUUUGUAUGUGUGGUUGCAAGGUAUAGAUUCUCUGUUGAUGUACGUAGUAUGAAUGCUCGGAUCAGGACCGGCGUUGCGUUUAGGCUGGCAUGCUUAGUUUUGAAAGUUGGUUGAGGUUGUCUUCUAGCCGCCGUAUUUGAUGUUGCUUACUUAGGUAUUUGAACUUCAUUAUACUCAGCAGUCAGGCGACUAGUAGCGGAGCAAUAACCUCAAACCAGGGAGCUCACAGAAAGACAAAGAUUUCUUGGUGAAUCCAGAUACCCUUGCUCCAAAUGAUCGUCUAUAAAAAGUACUGACUACUGAUGGAAUAAGUACCAUUACCGGAAAUUAACUUAACAGUAUCCUGAGAACGACGCCUCAAUACCUUACCGCCCAUCUGCCUAAUAAUUCUGAUAUAAACUUUUUAAUAAAAAUAAUCCAUUAUUCUUCGUGUUCAGAUAAGAGUUAUUCGCUUUUUCCGUGGUACGAAUAGCACCUCAUCUUCCGCUGCGUGAGAUCGUCAGUCAUUGUUGGGCUCGUUACUUGAUAUUUGGACGUAACGACGUCUCAAUGACGAGUCCAGGUUAGCUCAGCGUUGAAAUUCAUAAAUGCCUCUACGAUCCCACUAAAUUUAUAUUUUUCUACAAGUGUAACUAAGGUGGUGUAAGCAUCCAAUUGAAUAUAAUUUUUAAGUAACUCAGCCUCGCUUUGUCGGGAGCUCAUGAAUCGAAAUCGCAAAGUUAGGUAUCGUUUUUACAUAUAACUACUUGUAUCCAGGUAUAGAUUCCUUCCUAUAGAGUUAAUGAUGAAAUUUAAGGAAUUUGUAGGUCCAAUCCAAUCACUUGAGUAACUUAUGCAAAUUAUUUUCAUAGGACUUCCUUCCACCAAUUGCAUGAAUUUGACUCAACUACGACUUUUCUCUUAAAUACGUCUUACCUCUACGCUACUUUACCAUAACUACAACUUCCUCUUCACAGGACUUAUCAUUUCGCUGCACGUUUCAUUUCAUUCUCACGCGCCUUAAACAAUCUGACCGAAUAUCAGAGCUCGGCCUUCUCUCCGCAUCGCUCGUCUAACUCAGUUCAGCUAUGAAUGUUGAGCGUCCACGAGUCAGGCGAAGACUCGCUUAUUUAACCAAGAGAGCGGCCAUGUCCUUUUUACUUCGAUUUUUUCUUAAGUGGCUAUAAGCCCGUCUUUUUUAUUACAAUUGAGGCAUCGUUUCAACAAUUCCUUUUGACAAUGAAUUUAAUAAAUUGAAGCUUAAUAUUAUUACUGGGAUUUUUUCAGUUAUGAAAGUUAAAUUAUAACGAAUUUAAACCUUUCUCAACACUCCGUGAGGUCCACCCUAAUACUUGCAGUAGCUGCUGCUCACUGAAGGUUAUUUCUACUCUGUCGAGUACACUGCAUUUCUGCAUUUGUCCUGUUUCUGGUUGUCAUCUGCAGAUGAUGUGGGUCAGCCUCAGAGCAGAAGCCCAAUGUUGAUUUGCACUACAGUGACGCCGCACUUUAUCUAACCAAUCUGUUCCGAAUGCUUAUUCGUUAAACGGAAUCCUAAUUUACAUGUACACUAUGUGAGACCGGUUGAGAAGAAAAAUGAAACAAAUAUGCGAUUGUGCGGUACAUUCAUGACUCUAUGUGCGUUACAACCGAUGAAAAAGUCACUACUGCGCUCUUCAUUUAAUUUAGUUCUACUUUUAUUUUUAAGCGAAUAUGAAUACAAUAAAUGAAGUCAUACUAAACGUACUUUAAGUGAGAGCGAAUUGAGUGAUUUUCUCUUUAAGCUACUGAAGGCAAGAUUGAACUUUAACGUCGAUCGCAGUGUAGAGGAGUGCAAGAUUUUAUUCCUGCUGCUGAUGAGCUGUUGAACCGUAUAUAAGAGAGUAUUGAUGAAAUUAUCAGAGCAACUUACGCAUAACCGUUCUCUACUUAUUUCAUAUAUUUUCAUGUGUAUUAUUUCCACUUUUUCCUCGUGAGCACAUAUUUUCGUCGUGUUUACUGUAUGCACUUCUCAUAGCUCCUGGCGAGCUGCUUGUUGAGGCGAUUUAGAUGCACCAUAUCCGUCGUAGUUUGCCUGAUCCUGUAUUCAGUUAUUCUCCUACCCUAAUAUUUAAAUAAGUUCACUUCAUGUUCCUUUGCAGGUUCUAGGCCGAAAGUUAUAAAUGAGUUCCAUGCGCAGUAUCUGAUCUCUUUAAUUUCAUACUGGUCAUCCAAAUCUGGUCUAAUAUCUCUGUGUAAAACCUAACUGAUUUUGUAGCAGCUCCCGAGCAACCGAAUGCUAGCCGCCGCACAGCGCUGCAUCAGCUGACCAAGGCUUGUAUGCCAUCGCCUGGUCAUGUCAAGUAUCUUUUCAUUCUUUAUAACGGAUGCCGUGACUUUAUUCUUGGAUCAUUUAGAACUUGUUUAAUAAAUAAUCGCUGUGAAAUAUUUAUGUGAAAUAAAGCACAUCUAUAGCUAUUCCGUUCGGCGCUUGUAACGAGCUAACUCUACCCGUUGUUGCUGCUGCUAUUCGUUUCUCCUUAUCACGUUUAUGGUUAAGAAAACUAAUUUAAAGGGUUUUAAAGUGUUACGAUUCCUUUUUGUGACUCUUUAGUGUUUAUUUGCAUCUAAAAUAGUUUGCUAAGUCGUAAAGUUGGGAGUUCGCUCAAGUAGUGAAUCUUUCUAUUGUUCCAAUGAGAAAUAAUUAUUGUAUAUGAUACAUUAUGAAUUGCUUUAAUUUUACAUGUUUCUAAAUCUGAAACAAGUUCAUCUCGAGGGAAGACUUUUAUUUGAAUGCAUCGUACUGUUUUGGUUCUCUUCCACUUUCAACAAGUAAAUGCUUACUAGUCUAUAUGCUCUGCUAAGGUACUCCAAAUGUGAAAAUGUUCUACCAGAAUACUGUAAGAGCCGUACAAACUAUCCCUCUGCAUGGCAUCAUUUGUAUAAUUGUUGGAUGUUCAUAAUGAGUUUACUUGGUUUAAUGAAAUUUUUCCAAUUUCAACACAAUUGUUAACGUUAAUAAAUUUGGUUGAUUGUUCUGUCAUUUUGAUGAUCUGAUGACUAUUCUACACACACUUCCUUUGUUUUUGAAGGUUCGAGCAUUUCGCAGACCUUUGGCUUGGCUUGAAAAUUAUUGAUUUGGAUUCAUCCAUUUACGCGAGGCAAAGCCAUUGAGCCAUGGAGCCACAAAUUUAACUUUUAAUAAACUAUCCCUGAAGCUGGAGUCUCUCCUCAGCAAGGAAUAGCUACUCUGAGCUUCAGAGUAUAAGUACUGCAGACCACGCAGGAUCACCGUAAGCCUAACCUUCCCUGUAACUGGACUGUCUUACUUCAUGUCCUCCUUUUUGGACAUUACCCUGCUUCUCAGAGUACAAGGCCAUCGUGUCUCAACUCCCAGAGCAUAACUACGAAUAAUCCUACCUCCCAUGAAGAAUUAAUACAGCCGGAGUAGGUAUGGAGGUAGGGUUAGGUAUACGGAGUUAUGUUCAGAAAUGUGGGGUAAAUAGCUUUAUAUUCUGUUCUGAAAUUUCUUUCAUAAUUUCCGUACAAUGGCCUCGUUGCCAAUUAUGCUAACGACGAAAAUCAUUUGGAGAACGAACCAACGUGAAUUUUGAUGUUUUGAGUCGACUUCUUUCUGUAAGUAAUAUGCGUUUGAACGGAAUAGUCGCUUUUAAAUGUUGAUGUUCAUUUUAUGUACUCGAUAUUUCUUGUACGUGCUCUAUUUCGUAUACGAAGUUACAUGAUUAUUUGACUAUGCGGAGUUUAAACCUGUCAUAGUUCUUACGAUCAUGUGCACUGUGCAGUUUCUUUAAGAAACGCGCGUACAGCAUUUAAUAAGAGUCACUACCUUUGACUUCAGAUUCCUAAUGUUGACCUAUUGGAUUAUUAUGAGAAUAUUUUCAUGGUUCACUUACUUUUAGCGCUUUGUGUAACGUUUUUCAUAUAAAAAUCAUGCGGCAUUGCAGAGAACUCCUCAGCUGAAUAUACUUCAUGAUGCUGAGACUCGUCCUACAUGAUGACGUGUCGAUUCUUUCAACACCAAACAACCUAUACAAGUUGGGAUGUCAUGAUUUUUCAGCGAACCGUUUAUUCAAAUAAUAAUGUUAAAUCACUGGUGUUAACACUGAAAUUAAGAUCAUCGUAUCGUUUCUGAUGAUGUUAUUCUGAAACCUUGUGUGGGAAGCGCAGGUUAUCCAGUUGUCAACUCUAUAUAGUUUCACUGAGCGGCCUCGUGCUGUGGAGCCUGACGCACACACGCUUCGUAAUACAGAAAGCUACUUUUCCGUAAUAAAAAAUUGGAAAUUA
Messenger RNA from Hyalella azteca, 9776 nucleotides. RefSeq lists its product as uncharacterized. Lineage: Eukaryota; Metazoa; Arthropoda; Malacostraca; Amphipoda; Hyalellidae. Gene Ontology annotation, cellular component: axon; signaling receptor complex. The record is from RefSeq and is a predicted model, not a curated record. The transcript has 15 exons. Gene Ontology annotation, molecular function: transmembrane receptor protein tyrosine kinase activity; ATP binding. The coding region runs from base 143 to 3595 and encodes 1150 amino acids. Gene Ontology annotation, biological process: protein phosphorylation; cell surface receptor protein tyrosine kinase signaling pathway; positive regulation of kinase activity.